AUGUCCUACUACUUCACCAUCAUCGGCACGCGCGACAACCCGCUCUUCGAACUCGACUUCGGCACCUCCAAAGUCGGCGGCGAUGGCAUCGCGAGGUUCCGGGAGGAAGCCAAACAUAUGAAUCAGUUCAUCGUGCACGCCGCGUUGGAUCUGGUAGAGGAGACGCAGUGGAGUACGAAAGAUCUGUAUCUCAAGAAGAUUGAUUCUUUCCAGAACAAUCACAUCCACACGUUCCUCACCGGCGGUAAUGUCAAGUUCAUGCUGCUCAUGAACCCGGAUCCUUCGAGUACAUCUUACUCGGCUUAUCAGACUUCUUCUCCGCCUUCGAGGCCAAGUACUGCGAGGCAAAAUACGCUGCUUGCGAGUAACCCAGGGAGUCAGCAGACGGAGGAAGCAGUUAGGCAGUUUAUGUUUGAGGUCUACGAAGCAUGGAUGAAAUGCAUCAUGAACCCCUUCUAUCAAGUCAACCAACCCGUCACGUCUCCUGUAUUUCGGAGUCGGGUAGGCAUGGCCGCAAAGAAGUAUCUCUGA
Molecule: messenger RNA, 531 nt
Organism: Zasmidium cellare ATCC 36951
Lineage: Eukaryota; Fungi; Ascomycota; Dothideomycetes; Mycosphaerellales; Mycosphaerellaceae
Exons: 3
Coding region: 1-531 (176 amino acids)
Biological process (GO): endoplasmic reticulum to Golgi vesicle-mediated transport
Cellular component (GO): nucleus; TRAPP complex; cytoplasm
Source: RefSeq, a predicted model, not a curated record